Molecule: messenger RNA, 1848 nt
Organism: Trichoderma citrinoviride
Lineage: Eukaryota; Fungi; Ascomycota; Sordariomycetes; Hypocreales; Hypocreaceae
Exons: 6
Biological process (GO): DNA-templated transcription
Molecular function (GO): zinc ion binding; DNA binding
Source: RefSeq, a predicted model, not a curated record
CAGAUUGCAUGUAACAGAGGAUCGCCAUGCUCCAGCUGCGAUAUCGCCAAGAUUCGCUGCACUCAUACUACUGUUGUGUCAAGACCAAGAGAGCAGGGCCAGAGGAUCCUCAUAUCAGCCCAGUAUGAAAAAAAGAUCGACAACAUUUCGGAGGGGAUCAACGAGAUCAAGAGGCUCCUGCGAGAGCGCAGCCAAAGUCCGAAAGCCCAUCACCCCAGUCACAGAAUAGACUUGGAUAGCCCUCCUGUCAAAGACACUCCGGAGAACGGUCGACAAUCGCCUUGUCCAUUUACAGGAGAGUCAUCCUUCACAGCUCACUCACUGGACGCCAAACGAUUCGUGGAGAGCAUAGCGGCGCAGACCUCUUUGGAUGGCUCGGACCUUGAGAGAGAUGAUCUUCUAGCCUGUCUACGGGAGCUAUUGCGCUAUAAAAACGAUCAAAUUGUCGUGCACCAAAUGUCCUUCUUGGAUGAGCCAAUCUCGACAUCCAUCGCUAGGACGACGGAAGAAGUAACUCCAUUGGAAGCUGCCGUGUUUAUUCUGAGAUGGGCAAAAGAAAGCUCUUCGUCCUAUAUCGUAACAUGGAUAUCGCAGAUUUUGCCCCUUGAGAGAAUUAUUGGCAUCUGCCAGAAAGUAUACUUUUCUGUGCACGAUUAUAGCGAGGUAGAGUUUAUCAUUGCCAAUGGCUGCCUUUACUGGCUAUAUUGGGAGUAUGCGGCGCUAUUCAAGCGUCCUGAGUUCCAGCAGUACGGUAUCCAAUGCCGAGAUAACAUUCAGUUGGCAUUCUCUCGCCUUCCGUUCCUUCUACCAGCCUCUAUGGAAGUUAUUGCAGCCAUGGUUAUAGGUGCACUGCAUGCUAUAGAGCUCUGUAAAGACCUUCUUGCGUGGACAUUCUCUUCGUCGGCUUCACACCUCUGCCAGACGCUAGGAUAUCAUCAACAGUCAUUCUUUGAGAACGACAGUAAAAGCAUAAAAAUGGCCAAGCAGCGACUCUUCUUCACUGUAUAUCGGAUAGACAAGGGCCUGUCACUGCGUCUUGGAAGAUCUUCAAACAUCCAAGAAUACAAUGUGUCGUUGCCGUGCGAGCCUAUGGAGAUGAGGUGGAAUCAGUCUGCCAGUAUUCAGGCCAGGGUUUACGACGAGUUGUACAGUUCUUUUGGUCUUUCUCGACCUCUUGCAGACCGAGAGAGUAGCGUCGCAGCUCUUUCCAGCGAGCUUCAGAUUCUGAUUGAUCCUGCGCUCCAGAGCUUUGAGCAUACCACUACCCCGGAGAGUACAGAUGUACUGCGAAAGGUUCACAUUGCUGCUGAGCGGGUUGAGCUUCUCUCCGUUCUUACGCUUAUCCAUCGAGCUGUCGCUACGCUGGAUAAUGGCAUCUCUUCGGACUGCUUCACGGCUGCGCGGAGGGCUAUGGAUGCCCACCAGAGUACUAUAGCAUCAUUAAAAGCUUGCACUGAUGAGCCUAUGAUUACAGCUAGGUACAUUAAUCGUGUUGUCCUACAUACCCCAUUUGUGCCUUUUAUCGUGCUUUUCCGGCGAUGCAUCGAGAUGUCUGAACCUGUGGAUCUUUCUCGCCUUUCUGAUUUCGUCAUGACCUUAGAGGCGCUAGAGUCUUCUACAAAGCCGGCCAGACGCCGUCAACGACUCUUUCAGUUGCUCUACAAAGUCGCACGACUCUAUGUUGAGUCCGGUGCUAGCCCAAAAACUUGGAGCCUGGGGUUUCUCGAUGACGAGUUCAAUCAUUACCUGAGUAUUCUAGGGUUCGCAACGACCGCUACCUAUCCCACUCAAGAGCCCACACGUGCCAUGGUCAGCAACAGCAUGGAUGGCAUAUCCUGGGCAUCUUAG